Messenger RNA from Chironomus riparius, 1853 nucleotides. The record is from the annotation of a GenBank genome assembly. NCBI's taxonomy places the organism in Eukaryota, Metazoa, Arthropoda, Insecta, Diptera, Chironomidae.
GGAUAGUCCAAAAACUAAGGUUGUGCCUGAAAAUAUCUGCUUGAGUUUCUAUCAAAAUAACGAAUUUCUAAAAUUCGAAACCUCAUCUUUUUCAAAUUUGUAACGGAUAAUAUGAAUUCAAAAAUUUCAUCAGAAAAAAAUAAUAAACAAAAGGCGUGGAUCCAUAAAAAAUUAAUUUUAGCACAUUUAUAUUCGGGUAUCUGGUUUUAUAACUAUGCACAUUCCAAAAUGCUAAACGUAAGAAUCAAUGGAAAAGUCAAUUUAAAUCCUCAUUUUGAGCAGGAAGAACGUACAGCUAUGAUGACACAAAAGUAUCAAGCUAAACUGGAUGCAAAACAAUUGAAAAAGUCAAAAAAUGAUCCGUACGAGACAAUCAAAAUAAUUCAGAAGAACUUAAUUAGUGAUUUUGAUGAAAUUAUUGCUGAGAAGAGAAUUUAUGCUUACUUAAUGCAUACAGACAUUAAAAGUCCAUUAUAUCACAUUGAAAAACUGUCGGAACUUAUUGGAAAAGCAAAAGCAAUCAUUAAGUCAAAAGUUUAUAAAAUUGACCGUAGGACAGCAUUACAAAAGGCUAUUGAUCUAUUUAACAGAGUAAAGGAUCGAUUAAGUUCAGGAUUACUUGACGAUUUAAAAAACUCGUCAUAUAAACGACAAAUAAGUGAAACUCCUAGUCAAUAUGAAAAUUCACCGCAGCUUGAAAGGAACUUUUCAGCACAAGAAGUCUUUAGUCGUCAUAUUCAAGAUUCAAUCUAUUUAAAUCGACAACGAUUAGGAAAUGAUGAUCCUGACAACCUCUCAGAACCUUCACAAAAAAGUGUAUCUGAUUCUGGCGACGAAAAAGAUUAUUGUGAAAAUGUUUGGUCUAGAAAUCAACCAUCUAGCACAUCAACUCAUUCAUGUCAAUCGAUGCAAGACAACAAUUAUGAUCCUUGGAAAAAUUAUGGAAGUACUCAAAACGUGUGUCAUGCAACUCCUUGCAUUUCACCUCCUUUACCGACAGUCACACCGCUUUAUACGAAUCAUAAAAGUAUUAUUUCAGCUACACCUUGUAUUUCACCACCAUUGCCUCGUGUAACUCCAUUAUGUUCAAAUUGGAAUGUGCCUCGUAUGCCUCAAAAAUCAUCAUUUUCUGAAAAAUCUACAUUAUAUGAUGAUUUAUUUUAUGGACAUGCUCCUACUCCAAAUGUUAAUUCCGAUGAGAUUGAAAGUAUUCAGGCAACAUUAGAAGGUCUGGGUAAUUUUGAAAAUUAUGAUGGAAAGUCAUCAAACUCUAAUGAAGACAGUGAUUCUGGCACUAAACAUUAUUAUUAUGUUGACGGAGAAUUGAGUGAAUUUAAACAUCCAAAAAAUAAACCAAAUCAAAGCAUUGACAGCACAGAAGCAUCAAAAUCUGGAAGUGACGAUUGGAAUAUCCUCAAAUUGACUCAAGAAAAUUUAGCAAAAUUCGAAAAGGCGUUUAAUCCAAUUAAGAAGCUUGCAGAUCAAAAGGUUAGUAAAAUGUUCUUGGAUGACCUCGACAAAAAACUUAAAUUAAUAUCUAAAAAGGUUGAAGCCACUAAACGCAAGAUCGAUGAAGUUGAUAACAAGAAAAUAGACAAUCGCAUUCCAAAAAAGACCAAGACUGAGCCAAAGAAAGUUAAAAAGAUCAAGUUGAUCCGCGAAAAGAAAUUGUAUGUUAAGGAAUCACCAGAAAUUUACAAGAUCCUAAAAAAGUAUAAGAAGUAAGUCGCAAGUUAUCUGCUGGAAUUAAGUUAACUUGAAGAAAUAUGAAUAUUAAGGAAAAUAACUGAAUAAUGAAUUUAAUAUAAUGAACUAUUUUUAAUUCUGAAUAAAGGAUUUUAUUUUAUUUUUAA